Molecule: messenger RNA, 1759 nt
Organism: Ictalurus furcatus (blue catfish)
Lineage: Eukaryota; Metazoa; Chordata; Actinopteri; Siluriformes; Ictaluridae
Product: kinetochore-associated protein 1-like
Exons: 2
Coding region: 664-993 (109 amino acids)
Source: RefSeq, a predicted model, not a curated record
CCCAAACCAUGCCAGAAAAAUGCCCUCACCCCUAACUCCUUUCUUAAGGGUGUUCCUUUAAUUUGCCACCUAUCUGUACAACAAUUAUGAAAAACAUGGCUUCAUUUUUAUUCAAUAGAUAUUUAUAAAUUAAUGUGUAAAACUAAAUCCAGUGACUGUCCUAAACAUCUGGGGACCUUAUGCAAAACUUUAUGAAGGUGCCCCUGUCACUGUGCUCAUAUAAUAAUUUUAUUUAUUUAUUUUUACAAAUCGCACAAGAUCUGGUCUGUUAGUCACACCAGUUCAUGUGUGUGUGCAUAAUGUGUGUACAUGUAUGUAUGAGUUGACAGCAAUUUGAUUGACAGCAGUGGUUCUUGAGGCACAGUUGUUCAAAAUAAGGAGAUCUACAAUUUGAUAUAAAGAAUUUGUGUUUGUGGGAAACAUCACAUGAUAUAAAAUCCACACACAAAACAAAAUGUGAUGGUGCCUCCCAGUGACCGUUUGGGUUCAAAUUGAGCACAGACCUCUGGGGUCAAGAGUCAAACCGGUCCACUGAGUUUUGUUACGAUUGGCCUCUCUAAACCUUGUCUAAUCACUGAUUAUAUUAAUCUAUCAUGAAUAGAUUUAUUUAUUAUAAAUAUAGAAAUUUGCCCCGCUGCUUUGUUUACAGGUGCAGAGAGAACCAUGUGUUUGAAAUUCAGCUUGGACCUCGUACACAAAUUGCUGAAGUCUGAUACGCUACAGGAGGAGCUACAGACGAGGGGAGAGAGCUUCACCUCGAAGCUGCAGUAUCAGCGGUCAGCCACAGAGAACGUGUUCAUGACUUUUCAGCUGGACUGCCCCAAGCUGCUGAAGCUCACGGGACUGCCCGGCCGUCUCAUCGUGUCUCUGUUCGAGCACAGCUCAGUGGUGGAGCACGUGAAGAGUCCUGCUGGACAGACCUCCCCUGGUGAGAGUAAAUCUGACCAUGCAGACCCUAAGCACCAAUACUCAAGCAAUCACGCACCAUUUUGAUUGCAACUUGAAUAUUUAUUAAGAUGUACAAUAGCCUCUUUUUUUAAUGGUUAUACUCAUGAAACAGUGUGGACUCAUGAAAGGUUAGGGUUGAUGUACUGAUGUUGCUGGUCAUUUAGAAUCACGAUGUGCCUAAAUGUCAGCAAGCGAGGCACGGUUCUGGAAAGUCUGGAGAAAGUAUGGAAAUUUUUUUCAUGGUGUAGAUCAAGAUGUGAAUAUUUUGCUGUCAAACUCGGAGCACUGAAGCUUUACAUUUCCUUAUUGUCUGUUCAAAUGCAGCCUCCGUAAGUAAUGUAAGAAUCGAAUAAUUGCUCAAGCCAAAAAAAAAGUUUCCUAUUUCAUUGAGAACCAUGCAGCCCUUAGUAGAGCUCGACUGCGUCCCUUGCAGGAGCGGCUGAGAACUGUCCGAUGUCAUUAUGCAGCACGAGAGUGACCUCUAGAGGAGAAAUAAAAACUCAUUCUUGUUAUUUGAAGUGUUUUUUAAUUCAUUUUGGACAUCUCUAUUUUUAUUUGUUAUUUGGAGUGUGAAGGGAAAUUCUCUUAUCAUGUACUCUUAUAUUAUGAACUGCUAUCAAAUACCUAUGAUGAAUGUAUUCGUUUAAUUACCUUGUAUUCAUUUAAUAACCUCUUUAAAUAAGCUGAUCAACUGCUAUCCUUGGUUAUAUUAUGUAUUUCCAUGUCAACAUGACACAGGACUUAUUUUGUAUUAUGACUAUGUGCUGUGUGUUUUGUUUAAAUCUGUCUGACACCUGGACCAGUAGAAACG